Messenger RNA from Carassius carassius (crucian carp), 1514 nucleotides. Its product is annotated as E3 ubiquitin-protein ligase RNF14-like. The record is from RefSeq and is a predicted model, not a curated record. Gene Ontology annotation, cellular component: cytoplasm; ubiquitin ligase complex. The transcript is spliced from 7 exons. Gene Ontology annotation, biological process: positive regulation of proteasomal ubiquitin-dependent protein catabolic process; ubiquitin-dependent protein catabolic process; protein polyubiquitination. Bases 206 to 1501 code for a protein of 431 amino acids. Lineage: Eukaryota; Metazoa; Chordata; Actinopteri; Cypriniformes; Cyprinidae. Gene Ontology annotation, molecular function: zinc ion binding; ubiquitin conjugating enzyme binding; ubiquitin protein ligase activity.
UAUGACGUGUCGAAACCUGUUUUUAUACAGUCUAUUGUCAGAAAAUCCUCGAGUUUAAAUAAUAUUCAGCUUUAAGCAGCAGAUUUAAGUAUGUUUGUGUACAAUAGUUAAAUAUAAUGUAAACGUACGGCGGUAUUAAUAUCUUUCCAAGACUGUCACCUCUCUAGAACCGAAGGAGAAAGCAAAUAUACUUAGGAAUGUUGCGAUGUCAACCGACCAGGAAGCACAAGAAGAUGAGCUGCUUGCUCUAGCGAGCAUCUAUGAUGAAAAAGAGUUCUGCAGGGCCGAGUCAGCGAAGGAGGGCGAGAUCCAUCUGUGUCUGGAGCUUCCUCCGAACUUCAGACUGCUAGUCAAGGGACAUAACUCCACAGAGUAUCAUCUAUCAUUUCUAGGUCCACUGGUUCUGAGUUUUAGAUUCCCGGCUAAUUAUCCUUCAGCUUCUGCGCCGGUUUUUGCUCUAAGCUCCAACUGGCUCACAAGAGUCCAGAUCACUGCGCUUUGCAGGAGACUGGAUGAGCUUUGGGAGGAGAACCAAGGCAACGUGAUUCUUUUUACCUGGAUGCAGUUCCUCAAGGAAGAGACUCUGGACUUCCUGGGAAUCCAGUCACCGCUGGAAAUCCAGAGCAUUGAGAGUGAAUCUGGCCUAAAAAAAGCAGCGGACGUUUCUAGAGAAAAAUGUAAAGUGCAAGAUUUAGACCCAAGAGCUGUGCAAGAAGUCGACGCUCGCACAGAUAUACUGAGUCAGCUGCUGGAUUUUGACGAAGCUCAGAAUCAGAAGGUGUUUGAUGGGAAGGUGUUCUGCUGUGGCAUCUGUUACUCAGAGAAGCUCGGAUCGGAAUCACUGCUCUUCAAAGAGUGUCAGCAUGUGUACUGCAAGCCCUGCAUGAAGGAAUACUUUCAGAUCCAGAUAAGAGACGGAAAAGUCCAGUGCCUUACCUGCCCUGAGCCAAAGUGUGUGUCCAUGGCCACUCCUUCACAGGUGAAACUUCUUGUGGGCAAAGACGAGUUUGCACGCUAUGAUCGUCUCCUGUUGCAGUCGAGUCUGGACCUGAUGAAGGAUGUGGUGUAUUGUCCUCGUAUGAGCUGCUGUAUGGCGGUGAUGGUGGAGCCAGACUCAAACAUGGGCAUCUGUCCCGCCUGCAAAUAUCCCUUUUGUACGCUCUGUAAGCGGAGCUAUCACGGCCUCAAUCACUGCAUACCGACUAAUGAUGAUUUACGUGGUAUGCAUGAUGAGUAUAAUUCUGCGAGCGAAGAGUGGAGGAAGAUCGAAGAGAAGCAGGGCAUUCAGAGGGUGUUCGACUCUCUCAGCGAAGACUGGGUAAAGGUUAACUGUAAACAGUGCCCUUGCUGUGGCACUAACAUAGAGAAGAAUAAGGGCUGUAAUAAGAUGACCUGUUCGAAGUGUCAUGGUUAUUUCUGCUGGAUCUGUCUGACAGCUCUCUGCAGGAAAGACCCUUACAGCCACUACAAGGACCCCGACUCGCCCUGCUACAACCAGUGAGAACCGUCUCCAC